Molecule: messenger RNA, 2952 nt
Organism: Megalobrama amblycephala (Wuchang bream)
Lineage: Eukaryota; Metazoa; Chordata; Actinopteri; Cypriniformes; Xenocyprididae
Product: protein enabled homolog
Exons: 2
Coding region: 1636-2790 (384 amino acids)
Source: RefSeq, a predicted model, not a curated record
UAUGAGGGAUCUGGGGAAGAAAACAACAUUGUAACUUGUCAGACUUAUUGCUUUUAAGAGGCUUAAGAAAGUUUCAAACUACAAAAGCACAACUUUACUAAAUAAGUGCAUUGUGAAAUAUCUAUGUCACUGCUGGAACUGCUAACUUACUAUUCCUCUGCUGUCAUCACUUCAUUGAUCCUCGCACUGCACGCAUGCAAAAAAAGCUCACCUCAUCAUCAUCAUCAUCAUCAUCAUCAGAUUUGAAAGUAACGGUCUCUCUCAUCAAAGCCUGCCGCCGCAUCCGUGGUUUGUGCGGCUAUCCGUUAUAAGGUUUGUAAACUCAAAAUAUAAACACGCAGUCUACUCACUAUAUGUGCAAACACAUACACAUUAUCUUAAUUUAUUAUACAUUAGGCUACUACGUUUUUACAGUGUUUACAAAGUGUUUUAGUCUUUUUUUAUAAAAAAAAAAAAAAAAAAAGAUUGUGUGGCUUCAGAAGACUUACAACAACUCAUAACACAUGAGUUGUGGACUCGUACGAUACUUUUUAGGAUCUUUUCUUGGACAUUUUUGGAGCUUAGAAUAUUUAUCCAUUUUACAUAGAUUGAUGCAUUGAAUUGAAUGAGACUUGAAUUGAUUCAUGAAUGAUUUACACAAUUUUUUUUCUGUUUGUGUUUCAUGCAAUGAAAUUGAACGGUGACUGCAUUAUGCCUGAGAUCUGCUUGUGGGUUCCACAGACAGAAAGUCAAACAGGGAUCUUGGCCUAGUAUGCUGAAACACAGGUUUAAACAGGAAUAAAAAUCCUUCUGUAGACCAGAAUAUCAUUGAAGUGCCUGGAUCAUCCACCAGAAAACAGAGAAAAGAAGCCUAGCAGAAAACAAAGCUACUGUAUCUUUUUACUUUUCUGACUUAUUAAUUACCUCAAAUGUACCUGUCACAGUCUGUUUAGUUUCAGUUUUAGUUUAUGGACUUUCUGUUUACAUUCUAUGGUCACAUGUUCUGUUUCCCGCCUUCAUUAUUAGUUCAUCUAUAUCACCUGUGUCUUAUUAAUCAUCCUUGUUAUGUUUGCUAUUUAGUUCCUCCUGUUCACUCAGUCUUUGUCUGUUCACCAUUUGACUAUGUUGUGUUGCACCUCUCUGCCUGUUCUCCUGUGGAUUAUUGUAUUAAACUGAUAUUUGGAUAUAUUCUCAUCGUCUGUGUUACCUUCCGGCAACCAACCAUAACAGAUGAACGGACCGCCCAAAUUUGAUGAACGGGCCAAGUUCAUCACCGUGGCCCAGGAAAGCCACGAUUUUUUUCAUUUUGCCACAAACUAUUGUUUUUUGGCUAAACAGACCUCUAGAGGAUGACACCCUCAAGGACCUGUUCUGGAUCGGGGCCAACCUCUACCAUGCCACCCACCUUCCAGACACCACCGGACUAAGUUGGAGGGAAGCCGUAUUUUGGUGUCUGGAAAGCGUGCGGUCCCGAUUCAGAACCCGGCCAGACCCAGAGCCCAGUCCGUUACCACCGCAAUUGACGACACCUGUGCCCCCCACAGACUGGAAGCUUCCGCCGCGACGCUAGAGCCUACACCCGAGGACAAAGAGGUGGAGCUCAACAUCGCCCCGGAGCCGAAGCACCGUCAGGAAUCUGACCAGGGGUGUGAGCCGAUGUCAUCGUCCAUCGCCGUGGGAGUCCUAGUGGAGUUCGAGGGGAUGGAUGCGAGCCCUGCCCAAACCCCCGCCACUGAGAGCGAGCAACAGUUGGACUUAUUGGACAGUUUUAUAGAGAGUGGUGAGGGAAAUACUUUGUAUUCCUGCAUUUCUAAUGAUUCUGAUUCUUCGACAGUUCUAUCAUUCCCUCCCAACCACCCUCUCCCACCACCUCAAAUAACUACCAGUAAGGACACUUCAUCUUUGGGUUCCUGUGCCACUCAUUUCCAGAACAUCGCCAAGCCUGUCACCCAGCCAUCAUCACCUCUCAUCAUUCCCAUUGACUCACCUCAUCCUCCUUUCAGUGGCGAGGCUUCAUCAUGGUCCUGCUGGGAGGUCACUCCUUCUGGGCGUCAGGAGUCCAUGGCUCUGCCUCCUGCCUUGUCGUGCUCUGUUCUGCCUCGACCCGUCGACCUGGCUCCUGCACCUACACUCCUCCUCCCCUCGACUCCGGCUCCGACCAUCGAGCAUUCAGACUCGCCAGGCUCCCUCGGUACGUCGGCUCCCCCUGGGUCGGACGUCGCCAAGCCUCCGCUGCGGACUUGCGGGCCGUAUGCUGCUCUUUGGCCCUCAACCCCUUCGGCUUCGGCAAGCUCCGCCCUCCCUCAGGCUCCACCUCCGCCCUCGUUCGCUCCAGCUCGUCCUCUGCUCUCCACUUUCGCCUCGGAGAGUCGUCACUGCGGCUUCGUCGCGGCAGCCCAGGUCAUCGGCAUCCCAUCACCGCCUCGGACUUCCGUCUGCGCGGGGAUUCCACACUCCAAGGCUCCGUCACCGUUGGUCAUCUCCACGAACCCACCAUCAAGGCUCCUACCACCGUUGACGUCCCCUUGGGUCAUCGCCUUGGCUGUGCUCUGGGUCACAUCCACCUGGCCACUCCUACCUCCUCCAAUCCCGCCCUGGUCGUUGUCCUCCAUCCAUCUGCCUGUCUCUAGUUCCUGCCCCUGGCCACACCCUCAUCCUCCUCCCAAGCCGCCUCCAUUUCUCCUUCCACGGCGUGAGGACACCCCUUUUCGGAGGGGGGGCGUAAUGUCACAGUCUAGUUUCAGUUUCAGUUUAUGGACUUUCUGUUUACAUUCUAUGGUCACAUGUUCUGUUUCCCGCCUUCAUCAUUAGUUCAUCUAUAUCACCUGUGUCUUAUUAAUCAUCCUUGUUAUGUUUGCUAUUUAGUUCCUCCUGUUCACUCAGUCUUUGUCCGUUCACCGUUUGACUAUGUUGUGUUGCACCUCUCUGCCUGUUCUCCUGUGGAUUAUUGUAUUAAACUGAUAUUUGGAUAUA